AUGGCAGCUAUACUUAUGCAGUGCUCGGAAAGCGACACGGAAUCUAUGUUAUCGUCUGACGAGAGUUAUGAAAUCGAAGAGUAUGAUGACAAUGAGAGAUGUCACGAUUUUGUUUUAGAGUGCCAGGGACAAAUUGGCCCAUACAGGUUUGAACCUGCAAGAAAAGUACGCGAUGUUGUGAAAAUGAUGAUUCUAGUGGUUGUUAUCUUUGCAACCUGCUGGCUUCCGGUUCAUAUCUACUUCUUACUGGGACGAAGCUACAGCGAUGUAUUGUACAGUCAUCCUAAUGCCCGUGAGAUUUACAUGGCUGUGUUUUGGUUGGGAAUGAGUAAUUCAAUGUACAAUCCGUUCAUCUACUGCUGGCUGAACGAUAGAUUCCGACGCGGCUUCAGGAAGGCCCUUCGGUGGCUGCCGUGUUUCAAAUGGGCGCCAGGUGAACGGGUCGAUUCUCAACGACCAGCAACUCUGAGCGGCACCUAUAGUACCAGUCAGGGGAUGAAAUUGAUGAGAAAUGGAUCAGAAAUGACAACAACGGUCGAAGAAUCCAUGUUGGAAAACAAGCUUUGA
This is a messenger RNA of Saccoglossus kowalevskii, 567 nucleotides long. Its product is annotated as tachykinin-like peptides receptor 99D. Lineage: Eukaryota; Metazoa; Hemichordata; Enteropneusta; Harrimaniidae. Gene Ontology annotation, molecular function: tachykinin receptor activity. Gene Ontology annotation, biological process: G protein-coupled receptor signaling pathway. Gene Ontology annotation, cellular component: plasma membrane. The record is from RefSeq and is a predicted model, not a curated record.